AUGCAGAAGCAGAAUGCCCACGAGUAUGCCCAGGCAUUCAAGGCCAGUGGCCAGCCACCCUGGUUUCAUGGCCUAUUCCUUCAUUGGAGGAAGCUCUUCGAGGAGCCUUAUAAAGGCAUCAUCAACGACUGUAAUUAUCACCCUGCUCUUCGGUCAAGCCGUUUCGAAGCUCACACAGCAGAGGCAAGUUCCGCGAUGGCUAUCCGAGAGCCAAAGAAGGCGACUUGCUAUCACAUUGACUCCCCGGAAUGGCGAUCAUGGCCAAAUCCAGAGUUCUUUCUCAGCGAUAAAGGCAUUCGCCUUGAUGAAAUCACCGCUGAGCUUGAAGAGGACGUGUUCGGAGUGCUCAAGGCAGACCUCUCAGCUGAAGGCUACGAAAAGGCAAUUGGAGCGAUGAUAAUCAACCAACUUCUCGGAGAACUCGUGGAGUCGUCGGCUAUCAUGAACGAGUCUUCAUACAAUUUUGUUCUGUUUGGUGAACCAUCGACAGCCCGUCCGACCCUGCAGGGGGGCCCGAAUCUUGAACAAGAGCUGCUUGGUUUGAGGCUGAUGCAGGACCUGCCAAAGGACCAGCAGGCCAGAGCGCAGGUGUAUAAGCUUCUCAAUGACCCUGCCAUGCCCCAUGGCCAAUGGAACCACGAUGACCAGCGACAUCUAUGCGGUGCUUGCCGCGAUAAUCGGAUGGUUCCCUACGAGGGCAUCUUGGUGUCUGAGAUGACCGGUGCACAACAAGACGAGGUUUGGGGAUUGCAAACGAGUUCCUCCUUUAUCUACCAGAGAGAGCCCGCCAACUCCGGCUAG
Molecule: messenger RNA, 801 nt
Organism: Clonostachys rhizophaga
Lineage: Eukaryota; Fungi; Ascomycota; Sordariomycetes; Hypocreales; Bionectriaceae
Source: the annotation of a GenBank genome assembly